This is a messenger RNA of Poeciliopsis prolifica (blackstripe livebearer), 6562 nucleotides long. RefSeq names its product neurofascin homolog (chicken) a (gene nfasca). Gene Ontology annotation, biological process: brain development; cell-cell adhesion. Lineage: Eukaryota; Metazoa; Chordata; Actinopteri; Cyprinodontiformes; Poeciliidae. The record is from RefSeq and is a predicted model, not a curated record. The transcript is spliced from 36 exons. The coding region runs from base 577 to 4794 and encodes 1405 amino acids. Gene Ontology annotation, molecular function: cell-cell adhesion mediator activity.
GAGAGUAACGCUCUGACAGACAGUGAGAGCUCAGAGAAAGGAAAAGGGAUAGAGUGAGUUGUGGGGGACAAACGAAAAACAGAUUAAAUGCUGUAAAAGACUUUUUCCUUCCUUGAUUGUUGCAGCGUCUGAUUCUGCUCUGUCUUCCCGCUCUGAAUUCAGCUGACAGCACUUCAAGUCUUUGUGUUUGCUCUUUUUUACCUAACCCCCUGUAUGCUGAAGGAUUGACACACAAGGAGCUACAAAGCGGUGACCAAGCACCUCAAUGAAAGCUGCACUGACAGAGGCUCUGAAACACGUGCAGACUGUGUUUCAGAGGAAGCCCAUGCGAGGAUUAGACCACUUCACUCUGUAAGUGAGAUGCCACCGAGGUGCAAGAAGCAACAACAAAAAUAGCAGAGGGCUUCUCCAAAUGCUGAAGAGUUUCUACCUCUAAGUCACAACAGCAGGAUUUAAAGCCCUGGGAAUGAAAAGCUAAGGCCUGUGAGGGGAGUGGAGCCAGAGUGGAAGGAAAUAGAACAACAGCCAACAGCUGUCAGAGGAACCGUCUGACCAAUCAGCAGAGGGCAGGAUUGCAUGCGGCCAGUUGGAGGGAGAGAAAUGUUGGGAAAGGUUGGGCAUGCGGCCCUGACGUUGCUGUCAUUACUGCUGCUGUGGCAGGAAGCGGCAGCCAUCGAGGUUCCUUUAGAUCCAAAGAUCCAGCAAGACUUGAAGCAGCCCCCCACCAUAAUCAAACAGUCAGUGAAGGACUACAUCGUCGACCCCAGAGAUAACACCAUCAUCAUAGAGUGUGAAGCCAAGGGCAACCCAGUGCCAAAGUUCUCAUGGAGGAGAAACGGGAGGCUGUUCACCAUUGGCAAAGACCCCAGAGUGACUAUGAGAAAACGCUCAGGAACCCUGGAGGUAGGAUUCCGUAGCGGAGGACGACCAGAGGACUACGAGGGAGAGUACCAGUGUUUCGCCUCAAAUGACCUCGGAGUGGCCCUGUCCAACAAAAUACUGCUCCGUGUCUCCAAGGCCCCGUUAUGGCCUAAGGAAGUUCUGGCCCCGGUGCCGGUGACUGAAGGCUCCCCUCUGGUCCUGCCCUGCAACCCACCGCCUGGCCUGCCUCCUCCAUUGAUAUUCUGGAUGGACAGCAACAUGACCCCCAUCCUUCAGGACAGGAGGGUUUCCAUGGGUCUGAAUGGAGACCUGUACUUCGCCAAUGUUUUGGUCCAAGACGCUCACAGUGACUACAGCUGCAACGCUCGCUUCAACUUCACAUACACCAUCCAGCAGAAGAACCCCUUCAACCUCAAAGUUCAGACCACGGAGCCAUAUAAUGACACAUCUUACAAUGCCUCUGAUCCCUUCGGUGGCCGCAAAGUAGCAGAGACACCGCCGUCCUUCCUGUCUCCUGAGGGGAGUGGGAGCUCCAAAAUGGUGCUACGAGAUGAGCAAUUGCUGCUGGAGUGUAUCGCUGCUGGCCUUCCGACUCCCUCCAUCAAGUGGUUUAAGAGAGGGGGAGACCUGCCAGCACAGAAGGUGAAGUUUGAAAACUUCAAUAAGACUCUGAAAAUUCUCAGCGUGUCAGAGGAGGAUGCUGGGGAGUAUGUCUGCAUGGCAGACAACCGACUGGGCAGCAUACGCCAUUCCAUCGACGUCCAAGUCAAAGCUGCUCCUUACUGGUUAGACAAACCCACAAACCUGGUGCUGGCCCCAGAGGAAAAUGGCCGUCUGGUGUGUCGAGCCAACGGCAACCCUAAACCCAACAUCCAGUGGCUUAUGAACGGCGAGCCAAUAAACAAAAUCACAGAAACUCCAGCAAGCGCAAACAGAGAAGUUCUUGGUGACACCAUUAUGUUCCGCGGCGUGCAGAUCGGAAGCAGUGCGGUCUACCAGUGCAACGCCUCCAACCAGCACGGCUAUCUGCUGGCCAACGCCUUCGUCAGUGUUCUCGACAUGGCUCCACGGAUGCUGGGACCCAAAAAUCAGUUAAUCAAAGUCAUCAUGAACAACCGAACCUUCCUCAACUGCCCUUUCUUUGGCUCUCCUUUACCUGAGCUUCGCUGGUUUAAGAAUGGCCAGGGCAGUGGGCUGGAUGGCGGUCAGUACCGGGCCCACAUCAACGGCACCCUGGAGAUAAAACGCGCUCGAAAGGAGGAUGAGGGCAUCUACACCUGUGUGGCUAACAACAUGUUGGGCAAAGCUGAGAACCAGGUUCAGCUGGAGGUCAAAGAGCCUACUCGUAUAAUUCAAGCUCCCACGCACCAGUCAGUUUUGAGGGGCUCUAAAGCUAGCUUCCACUGUAAGGUGGUGUCGGACCCCAGCCUGCCCACCAAGGUGACCUGGACCAAGGACGGAGAGCGCCUGGAUCUUGGAUGGAGGCUGAAGAAGGAUGAAGAGUCUCUCACCAUCCCGUCUGUCACUGAGAACGAUGAGGGAAUUUACACCUGCACUGUUAAAUCUGAGAUAGACCAGGACUCAGCCUCAGCCCGCCUCACUGUCUUAGAGGACGCCUUCCUCAACCCCUCAGUCUUUAGUGCCUUGCCUCCAGACCGUCCAGACCCACCAAUAGAUCUGGAUCUGUCAGACCCAUCAGCCCGUAGUGUUCGUCUCACCUGGAUUCCUGGGAACGAGCGCAGGAGCCCAGUCACAGAGUUCUUGGUCCAGUUCGAGGAGAACCACUGGGAACCGGGCAGAUGGCAGGACCUGUCCUCUUUCCCCGGAGACCUCAACUCGGUCAUCCUGCAGCUUGCCCCCAAUGUCAAUUAUCAGUUCAGGGUCAUUGCCAUCAACUCAGUGGGUCGGAGUCAACCUAGUCAGCCCUCACCUCGGUACAAAACCACCGCGGCACCCCCAGAUGCCAUUCCCAGAGAUUUACGUGGUUGGGGAUCCGAUAAGGACAACAUGGAGAUCACCUGGGAGCCGCUGCGCGAUCUGGAGAAAAAUGGCCCAAACCUGCAGUACAACGUGUGGUGGAGACGGAAAGACUCCGGGGACAACUGGACCAACGUGACCACGUCCGAGUCCAAACACGUCGUUCGUUACACUGAAACAUAUGUGCCUUACGAGAUGAAAAUCCAGGCCAGGAACGAGUUGGGAUCAGGACCCGAGUCUAACAUCGUCAUUGGAUAUUCUGGAGAGGACAAACCCGCUGAUUCACCCACUGAGCUGCGGGUGUCGAAGGUCAGCAGCACCAGAGCAAACAUCCACUGGAAACCUGUAGAUCUGAGUUCUGUCCAGGGAGAGUUCAAAGAGUACAGAUUGUACUACUGGCGCGAGGCCAGUCUGGUUCCAGGGGUGGUGGUGAGCAAGGAGAAGAUGACCACUGGGUUCUACACGACUGUUCCAGAACCGUCUGGGAUUCUCAAAGACUUGGUGCCCUACUCUAAAUAUAAGAUGUUCAUGGUUGUGGCCAACAGUCGCUAUGAGAGUCUCCCCAGCAACAAUGUGGAAUUCACCACAGCGGAGGACGUUCCGGAUGCUCCCAGGUUCUUCAGGAUUAACCGCAGAAGUCUGGACACGCUCUACUUGGAAUGGGGCAAACCAUUAGAACCCAACGGCAUUCUAGUUGGAUACCAACUUGCAUACCAGAGAGUGAACGGGUCCAGACUAGGUCCCCAGCAGAUUGAGACGUUCCGUCCCAACGAGACAGACUUCGUCCUGCGCCUGCCGGACCGGAACGCUCGCUACAAGUUCAACCUGUCAGCGCUCACCAAGGUGGGAAAGGGGGAGGUCUAUGCCGAGGAGUCGCCACACUUUACCAAUGAAGAAAACUUUACUGAUGCUACAGAUGUAGUUGAACUUACGGACGCCACCCUGUCUCCUGUUUUCUCUCCUACUCCCACUCCUCUUCCUCCUACUACCAUCCCUCCCACAACAAUUAGUAUCACAACUCCUACCCCUCCUCCUACCCCUCCUCCUACCCCUCCUCCAACAACCCCUCCUACUACUACCACUACUACUACCACUGAGGCAACUACACCCUCCACAGUUCCUGUGCUGGUCACCACCAAACGAGUUGAUCAAAAUGUCUUGGUAACCCCUCGGCGGGAGAUCUGGAAUCUGACGGUGGUCCCCGACAGUUACUACGCUAACGUCAACUGGAGUCACAACUUCCCAGCUGACAGCAAGUUUGUUCUAGAGGUCACUCUGGACAGCAACAAGACAGUGACAGUCGAAGAGGUGAAACAGCCGCCCGUUAAUCUGAAGGCUCUGAUCGCUGGUGAGAAGUACCAUCUGAGGGUUUACUCCCAAGAGCUCAACAGCGUCAGCAGCAAAUCUGUCACCUUUAAAACUAAAGCAGCUCACAUAGACCAGGUAGACAUAGCCACUCAGGGCUGGUUCAUUGGCUUGAUGUGUGCCAUUGCCCUGAUUAUACUGAUCCUCCUCAUUGUCUGCUUCAUCAAGAGGAGUCGCGGAGGCAAAUACCCAAGUCCCGGAUUCUUGACUGGUUUCACAAAAUACCUCGUUCGUGACAAAAAAGAUCUUCCCCUGGAUCCAGUGGACCAGAAAGAUCAGGAUGGAUCCUUUGAUUACCAAAAUGGUUCAUCUGUCCGCGACAGGAACGAAAAUGAGAACAGCAGCGACGAGGACAACAAGCCUCUGCAGGGCAGCCAGACUUCGCUGGACGGCAACGUGAAGGAGAGCGACGACAGCCUCGUGGACUACGGCGAAGGCGGCGACGGCCAGUUCAACGAGGACGGCUCCUUCAUCGGCCAGUACACAGUGAAGAAGGACAAGGACGAGACGGAGGGGAACGAGAGCUCCGAGGCCACCUCUCCUGUCAACGCCAUUUACUCGCUGGCGUAGCGGAGCGGUGCCGCCGCAGGACUCCCCGACGCCCUUCCGAUUCCCGUUAGGCACCUCACCGUACACGAGACACACACUUGAUUAUACGAGUAUCUAACACACUGUACACGCAGAAACGCAGGAGGCUCUGUCUGGAGACUAAACAGACUGUCCUCCAUAGAGAUAAAGACGAGGAACACCGGGGUGAGAGGGUGGGUAAGCUUAGACCACAAGCCUUUAAUUUUCAGUUUCUUGGCUCUGAUUACACGAUCCGUCGGAGGCGAUCAUUGGACGGAGAGAAGUCGUCUCCGGAGCGCCCCCAUCUGCUCUUCACCCAUGCAAAACUUUGAAGUGUGCCUUCAGUGGCGGCUUUGGAUGCAUCCGCGAGCAGUCUUGGUUUGUUUUGUUGGGUGUCCUGUCCCCUUCUUCCCCUCCUUGUCAUUUCGCCGCUGCUCUGCCUGAGAUGCUCCUCUGAAUCUGAAUCCCCGAGUCCGCUCCGACCCCGUCCUGUGACAUAUCAGUCUCUCACCGUUAAUCUGAACAAGAUGCUGGCAGAUAUGUUUAUCAUAUUGAUACUUACUGCGCAGUGAACAAUUUUCUUUUCUUCUAUUUUUUGUUUUCCACAGCUGGUUAGAUGAUGUAUUGAGUCCUAAUAAAUGCUGUACACAGUCCUGGCACACAUUUUAGUGCCCCUUAAAACUAUGCACAACCUCCAUAACAUUUUGAGUUCAAUCUGGUUUAUGAAAACAUGACGUUAGGUUUCUGUUGGCCAUCUUAAAUCUGAAAACACGUGUUUUUAUCAACAUGUUCGUCUCCGAUGUUCAAUCCAACCUUUUAAUGUCUUGUUAAAAAAAAAAAAAAAGAAGAGAAUCCAGCACCUGCACAGGCUUCAGCCCUUCUUUCAUUCAUCUGUACAAAAGGAAAAAAAAGUCCAUCUUUUGAAUAAUAAUGAGAAAAAAGCAGAUAUUUUGGAGCAUGAUAGUAAAACAUGUGCACUAAUAGAAGCAGAAAAGGUAGUUUUAGCAAGAAACACCAAAAUAUCAAACCCAGUUAAUUCCCUCAUAAUAAGCAAGCCACCACCGCUCUGCUUCGUUGUUGCCACGGCGCCUCACAUUUUAUUUUAGUUUGAGUUCAAAUUUGUUGCACGUUAUUAAUAAAACAUCAAAAUCUGUAGCAACAACAUUUGAGUUCAUGACAGAAAAUGGAUUACAAAUCUGCAUCACACACACACACACACACACACACACACACACACACACACACACACACACACACACACACACACACACACAUUGGAUAUUUUAGAUGGUGAAAGCAGACUUUAAAUUCUUCCUGUGAACAAAAAAAAACAAGGUGUGUCCAGAUUGAGGGUUUAUGCUGCUUCCAUUCAGUCAGAUGUUUGUCUCCACUAUAAACCCAGCAAACGUCAAAGAAUGAGAUAUUAUCACAUCACCACAACAUUUGAAAGCAGAUAUGAUUUUUGCAUUUCUUUGCCUUCACAUGACCUGUAAAAUCGUUCAUGUUCUGUCUGAACCCAACUGGACGCACUAAUCCACACCUUUGCGUUUUUCUGCCAUUUGCGCCUCUUUGUAGAGCCUUUAUGAUGGUCAUUUGUUCUCACACGACUAUUAAAGUAGAAUUUUUACAGUAUGAUUAUAAUCAACUGAAUCGCUUUAAAAUGACAUAUGCUAAUAUGUUGUUUUUGGAGAGGAAGGCUCAGUAUUUUACAUUCAUCCAAGCUGAUUGGUCGACUCCGUGUUCAGUAAAAAAAAAGCAAAAAAAAAACAAA